Molecule: messenger RNA, 1667 nt
Organism: Vombatus ursinus (common wombat)
Lineage: Eukaryota; Metazoa; Chordata; Mammalia; Diprotodontia; Vombatidae
Gene: F9
Product: coagulation factor IX
Exons: 8
Coding region: 28-1395 (455 amino acids)
Biological process (GO): zymogen activation; blood coagulation
Cellular component (GO): extracellular region
Molecular function (GO): serine-type endopeptidase activity; calcium ion binding
Source: RefSeq, a predicted model, not a curated record
GCAAAGGUUGUGUGCUCCUGUCUGAACAUGACUGACUUACCGCUCCUCCUGAUCAUUUGCUGUUCAGGAUAUCUUUUUGGUGCUGAAGGCACAGUUUUUCUUGACCACGAAAAUGCCUCCAAGAUUCUUAGUCGACCAAAGAGGUAUAAUUCAGGUAAACUGGAAGAAUUUGUUCAAGGAAACCUUGAAAGAGAAUGCAAAGAAGAAAAAUGUAGUUUUGAAGAGGCCCGAGAAGUUUUUGAAAACACAGAAAAGACGACUGAAUUUUGGAAGCAAUAUGUGGAUGGCAAUCAGUGUGAGUCCAAUCCCUGCUUAAAUGGAGGUGUGUGCAAGGACGAAAUCAAUGCCUAUGAGUGCUGGUGCCCAAGGGGGUAUGAAGGAAAGAACUGUGAAUUAGAUGCCAGCUGUAGUAUUAAAAAUGGCGGCUGUAAGCAAUUCUGCAAGAUGAAUGACUUGAACAAAGUGGUGUGUUCCUGUACUACGGGAUACCAACUGGCAGAAGACCAGAAGUCCUGUGAACCAGCAGUACCAUAUCCAUGCGGAAGAGUUUCAGUUCCUCUCAUUCUUAAGAAAAUCACCCGUGCCGAAACCGUCUUCGCCGAUAUGGACAGUGCAAACUCUACUGAGGAGGACCAGAUUGCAGAUGAAGUCACACAAAUCAUUCCCCUCCAUAAAGAAGUGACUCGCGUCGUUGGUGGAGAAGAUGCCAGGAAGGGGCAGAUCCCUUGGCAGGUCGUUUUGAAUGGAAGGCUUAAAGCAUUCUGUGGUGGCUCCAUCAUCAAUGAGAAAUGGAUUGUAACUGCAGCCCACUGCAUUGUACCUGGCGACGAAAUUACUGUCGUUGCAGGUGAGCAUAACACAGAAACUCCAGAAGGCACAGAGCAGAUGCGCCGGGUGAUCCGAGCCAUUCCUCACCCCACUUACAAUGGCUCGGUGGAAAAGUACGUCAAUGAUAUCGCCCUUCUGGAGCUCGAUGAGCCCUUGCAGCUGAAUGAGUACGUGACCCCAGUCUGCAUUGCAGACAAGAAGUACACCAAGAUUUUCCUUGAGUUUGGAAAAGGCACCGUGAGUGGCUGGGGCAAGAUCUACCACAGGGGCCGCUCAGCCUCUGUCCUCCAGUUCCUGAAUGUUCCCUACGUGGACAGAGCCACAUGCCUGCGCUCCACCAAGGUCAGCAUCCACAGCAACAUGUUCUGUGCUGGCUUUCACCAGGGUGGCAAAGAUUCCUGCCAAGGAGACAGUGGGGGGCCCCAUACCACAGAAGUGGAGGGCACCAGCUUCCUCACUGGCAUCAUCAGCUGGGGAGAACAAUGUGCUAUCCAAGGCAAAUAUGGCAUCUACACGAAGGUCUCCAGCUUUGUCAAAUGGAUUAAAGAGAACACAAAACGCACCUGAGCCACGCCAGCUUUGCUCCCUUUCCGGAUUGUUGCUUGUUAUUUGGGAUUGAGAAAAGAGACAGGAAUGGCUUUGUUACUAAUCAAUGUCCUAUCGAUUGUUGGGUAUGAAUAUACAUUAUCGCACAAUGCUGCUUUUUCCUUUUGAACAGAGAGAAUUCUGGGUAGAACUCAGACUACACUGGUCUGUAUACACAAGAGGGGAAACGGGCAUUGAAUAAAUAUUAUGCUGUGACAGCGUGAUCAGUCCCACAAGGCUGUGAAGCAGACAGA